Messenger RNA from Salvia miltiorrhiza (redroot sage), 1559 nucleotides. Its product is annotated as G-type lectin S-receptor-like serine/threonine-protein kinase B120. Gene Ontology annotation, biological process: protein phosphorylation. The transcript has 5 exons. Lineage: Eukaryota; Viridiplantae; Streptophyta; Magnoliopsida; Lamiales; Lamiaceae. The coding region runs from base 177 to 1337 and encodes 386 amino acids. The record is from RefSeq and is a predicted model, not a curated record. Gene Ontology annotation, molecular function: ATP binding; protein kinase activity.
UAAUUCAAACGUGUCAAAGGGAACGAAGGGAGUACUAAUAAUCUCAACGUCUUUGACCAUUCUUUCUCUUGAUCCUUUAAUGAAUUUGCAUUGUAGCUUCCUCAAAGGAAACUUUAACCUGGAUUUUAGUGUGGGGGUUUGGAGAAAGCCACCGCAGCUUUCUCUUUGAUGCCUCUAUGAGACUGUUUUCCGACAUGUGUGGUUGUCUUCGCCGCCGGCUGAGCGCCACCGCCGCCGACGACUCCGCCGCCGAGGAUACCUCCGGUUUGUUCUACAAGCUCGAGACGCUGCAAAUAGCUACUAACUUCUUCUCCGAGCUGAACCAGCUCGGCCAUGGCGGCUUCGGCCCCGUCUACAAGGGAUUGAUGUCAAAUGGUCAAGAAGUUGCUGUGAAAAAGUUAUCCUUGGAUUCAAGACAAGGGAUUAGAGAAUUCACAAACGAGGUGAAAUUGUUGCUAAGGGUUCAGCAUAAAAACUUAGUCAUGUUGCUAGGAUGCUGUGCGGAAGGACCUGAAAAGAUGCUUAUCUAUGAAUAUUUGCCGAACAGGAGUCUCGACUACUUUCUUUUUGAUAAGAAACAGUCAGCACUUCUGGAUUGGACAAAACGAUUCCAUAUAGUAAAAGGGAUUGCACGAGGUCUUCUCUACUUGCAUGAAGAGGCCCCUGAAAGGAUAAUUCAUAGAGACAUAAAAUGCAGCAAUAUAUUACUCGAUGAUCAGUUGAACCCAAAAAUCUCAGAUUUUGGUCUGGCAAGGUUGUUUCCAGGGGAAGAGACUCAUUUGAACACAUUCCGGAUUUCUGGAACUCAUGGUUAUAUGGCUCCAGAGUAUGCAAUACAUGGAUAUCUAUCUGUGAAGACCGAUGUCUUUAGCUUUGGUGUUUUGCUUCUAGAGAUUGUUACUGGAAGGAAAAAUCAUGAUAAGUUGCUUGGUGCUGAAAGGGCGGACCUGUUGCAUUAUGCAUGGAGAUUAUAUCAAGCUGAGAAGUCAUUAGAACUAGUUGAUGAAAAUCUCGACAAAUAUUCCCUAGAAGAAGCUGCAAUAUGCAUUCAACUGGGGCUGUUAUGCUGUCAAGCUAGUGUUACAGAAAGGCCAGAUAUGAAUGCUGUCCAUCUCAUGCUAUCGAGCGAUUCUUUCACUAUACCGAGGCCCGGGAAGCCCGGACUUCAAGGCCGCGUAGGCCGAUGGACUACUACGACUUCUACUGCAUUUACUAGCAACACCAAUGGUAGCAGCACCCAAACUGCUGCUACUACCAAGGCGGAGACAACUAAUGUUUUUGUUGAGGAAUUCUCCAGAAAUUCAAUUUCUUAUUCAUCUAUAGAUGAAGGUAGAUGAACUACUUUUUUAGAUGUCAUUGAAGGGUAAAUAAUAUGUUCCUUGAUUAUUCUUGUUUUUUUAGUUUAGAUUGUACAAAGCUGAGUAUCUUGGAGUUCAGUUUCGUGGGUUCCGUCUAUUCAUCUUGUCUAAUAAUGUCAUGUUAGUGUCUGAAGUUAACCUAAUUUUGGAAUAUAAACUAGUACGCUAGAAUUUUAUGGAGUAUACAUGCAAAUUUUGUGA